Schistosoma guineensis is the source of this 960-nucleotide messenger RNA. The record is from the annotation of a GenBank genome assembly. NCBI's taxonomy places the organism in Eukaryota, Metazoa, Platyhelminthes, Trematoda, Strigeidida, Schistosomatidae.
AUGUCAAGUAGUGGUAACUGGUGUUUAAUAGAAAGCGAUCCUGGAGUAUUCACUGAACUUAUUAGAGGUUUCGGUGUGGAAAGUUUGGAAUGCGAAGAAGUUUAUGAUCUGACAGAAACAAGCAACGUGUCUGACGCACUUGGGUUUAUUUUCCUAUUUAACUACGAUGACAAACAAGAUAAUAUUGGAAAAGUGGUAACUGACGCAAAUAACAGGGGCAUAUUUUUUGCGAAACAAACAAUUUCAAAUGCUUGUGCGACUCAAGCAAUUAUUAAUAUCUUGCUAAAUAUUGAUGACAAAGUGCCCAUUGGUCCAACGUUGUCUGAUUUCAAGUCUUUUGUGUCAGACUUUGACAGUACAAUGAAGGGUACUGCUAUAAGCAAUUCUGACCAAAUUAGAGUCGUACAUAACAGCUUUAGCAAUUAUCAGUUAUUCGAGUUUGAUGAGAAGACCCCUAAGUCAAAUGAAGACGUUUACCAUUUUGUUGGUUAUGUUCCUAUUAAUGGUACUUUGUACGAAUUAGAUGGCUUAAAACCCGGCCCUGUUGAUCACGGAAAACUACCUGAAAAUUCAUCUUGGAUAGAUUCGGCUCGUCCGUUGCUAAUGAAGCGUAUGGAGAAAUGUGUAGACGGAAAGUUCAAUAUAAUGGCAGUAGUCCCUAAUCGACUUGCUAUGUACGAAAAACAGUUGGCACAAUAUAAAAAGGACUCAAGUGAUCCAGAAUCUGUCUACAUAACAGAACUAAUGAACAAUAUCGCCAGUGAAAAGAAGAAAAUUGCAGCGUAUCGCGCAGAAAAUAUUCGUCGUCGACACAACUAUUUGCCACUUAUCGUGGAGCUUCUCAAGAUGCUGGGUGAAAACGGCCAACUGACUGGUCUGGUUGAAAAAGCUCAAAAGGUUGCUCAAGAACGAAGUGCUCUACACCCAUCAAAUGCUGCGAAGAAAGUGAAAUUUGUCUAA